Sphenostylis stenocarpa is the source of this 732-nucleotide messenger RNA. Lineage: Eukaryota; Viridiplantae; Streptophyta; Magnoliopsida; Fabales; Fabaceae. The record is from the annotation of a GenBank genome assembly.
AUGACUUCCAUUUUGCAGUUCUGUUGUGUGCACGUGCGACCCACACUAUGCAACUUCACACCCUCUCAAGCAGAGAAAGGUCCAUCACCUCUUGUAUCGUUGGAGCAUCACAAAGGAAAGUCAUGUUCACUUUCUUCCAUCGAAGAAGGACCUGGGGUUAAUAGGAGGCAACUUAUUCUUCACACGGCAGUAGCGGUACCGGCAUUUGCAGUCCCAAAUGCAUUGGCACUCAAUGAUGUGUCUGAGGAUGUUCGUGUCUACACUGACGAUGAGAACAAGUUCAAGAUUGAGAUUCCCCAAGGGUGGAAAGUGGGAAAUGGGGAGUCUAAUGGAUUUAAAUCAAUAACAGCCUUUUACCCAACAGAAGUAUCCAAUGCCAAUGUGAGCGUGGCAAUCACAGGGCUGGGACCGGAUUUUACUAGGAUGGAAUCCUUUGGCAAAGUUGACGAGUUUGCUCAGACUCUGGUUAGUGGACUAGACAGAAGCUGGCAAAGACCCCCGGGUGUGGCGGCUAAACUCAUAGAUUGUAGAUCAUCUAAUGGGAUUUAUUACAUCGAGUAUUGGAUGCAAAAUCCUGGUGAGAGUCGCAGAUAUUUAUAUUCAGCUAUUGGGAUGGCAUCAAAUGGUUGGUAUAACAGACUGUAUACGGUGACAGGACAGUUUGUGGACGAGGAAACAGACGAGUAUGCUUCAAAAGUCCAGAAGGUAGUUGCAUCAUUUAGGUUCAUAUGA